GAGGCAAUGAGAUUAUUCACUGAAGAUAGCUAAAACCUGGAAUGUACCUGAGAAAAACAAAAUUAGCAAAAAUAAGUAGACCAAGAUGAUCAAUGAUGAUCAUGGUUGAAUUUAGACUUCAUUGAAACUGUUGGCUUUAAUUUCUUAGCUCAACCUACAUAAUAUGCAUUGUCCAAGAGCUUUUCAAUGAAAAAGCAUUGUCUUCAAAAAGUCCUUUAUUUCAUUGUAGGCUAUACUAGAAUUAGGGCAGGGGUUAAAACAAAGAUUGUAGCAGAUGACACUGUGCAUAAUUGUGUCCACCAUUUGAGUACUGAUGAAAUUGUUCAAAGCAUUAUUAAUGCACAGCCUAAACCGAAGCCACCAUUUAGGAUCCCCCCAAAAAAUCCUCCAUACACACCUUUACCGAUAUACCUUGGUUUCAACUCAGAUAUUUCUAAGGUGCUUGUGCAACCCAAGAAAACAUUUUUUGCAGCGUUGAAAGACGAAUUGAAAGAGACGGCAUACAAGUCAUACUGGCUCAAUGAACUGGGUGCUUUGCCGGAUCAAACGGCUAACUUGCCUGUUGGGAUGAAUAUGUACACUACUGUUUUUGGAAAGCCCAGCCACCAAGCUAGUUACAUGCAUGCUGGAGACCUCAUUAAUCCAAAAAAGUGUCCUCACAUUGUGGAAAAGGAGGCAAUGAAAGGAAAAGAAUUAUACAAGAUUUCACAUAAGGCUUAUUUACCAGGAGAGCAAGUAAAACAUGAUCCAAUGAUGAAGUUUCCUCCAAAUUUAAUUUUUGGUAAAACAACUUUGGCAUCUUAUGAUGGCAAGGGUGUAAAUACACUCAUGAACUGGAUAGACCAAAACGAAGUUUCAACGACUUCACAGAGCUUGGCAUUUUUCCGAUACCGUCAUCAUCAUGAGCUUGGCAAACCUUUAAAAAGAAUUGGAAUACCCAAAAAAUUUGAUAAAUGCUUUACAUUUGGAAAAGUCGAGAGAAAAGAAAAAGAUUUUGAAGAAAAUCCAUCGUUAGAAUUGGCGGAACAAGUAGCAUUUGUGUACAACAUGAAAAUUAAUUUGAGGAAAAAGCAUUUCAAUUUUUUGCCCCUGCUCACCAAUUUAAGAGAACUGGAUGUCGAAGGGACAGGCAUUUUAGAACAAGGUCAAUUUUUUGAUAUUGUUAAGUCAUACGGAUUGCAGUUUUAUAGAGAAAAAAUUGACCCUAUUUGUAAAAAGUUGAAAAUUUACACUGAUGACGGCAAAGGGGUUUACUAUGAUAAAUUUUGUGCACUGAUUAAUCCAGCAGAAGAUUUACCAAAUUUUGGAAAAGUGAUACCAAAAUCAAGGGAAACAACAUACUCUUCAGAGUAUAUGUCUAUGUGCAGUGAUCUUCAAAGCAAAGAUGAAAAACAACCUGCUGCUGGACUACCGUCUAAUCCGCUCAAGUUUGGAGAAAUUACAAUUCCUGCUGGUAUGUGCAAGGCAAAUCAUGAUGAUCUCCCUUCAGAAACAGAUGUUUCUGAAUUGCUGCGACCAAACAUAUUUCUUCAGUAUGGCCUUAGCCAUCGCGACUUCUUUCAGCCAAGGACUAAGAACUUUUUGAGGGACCUGUGGGCAAAAGUGGGAGUGGAUAUUCCUGGCAAUAUAUUUGAGAUGUUGUGGGCAGAAGGGGAACGACGGGACGGAGUCGAAAAUGUGUCUAUCGAGACUUUCCGUAACAUGCUUGAUGAAGUUUCUACAGGAAGAUUAGAACAGCUUUCACCUCUUAAAAUGUAAUUUUGUAAAUGAUUGAAAUAAAUUUAUUCUAGUCGG
Molecule: messenger RNA, 1794 nt
Organism: Cimex lectularius (bed bug)
Lineage: Eukaryota; Metazoa; Arthropoda; Insecta; Hemiptera; Cimicidae
Product: EF-hand domain-containing family member B-like
Exons: 12
Coding region: 187-1758 (523 amino acids)
Source: RefSeq, a predicted model, not a curated record